Ixodes scapularis (black-legged tick) is the source of this 1327-nucleotide messenger RNA. RefSeq lists its product as uncharacterized. Bases 34 to 426 code for a protein of 130 amino acids. The record is from RefSeq and is a predicted model, not a curated record. The transcript has 3 exons. Lineage: Eukaryota; Metazoa; Arthropoda; Arachnida; Ixodida; Ixodidae.
UGGCGCCAGCCAUUCGUCGAUGUUGCUCUUUUAAUGAUGACUUCCUGCAUGAUUUCCGAGGUUGUAAGCAUGAACAUGGACAUUGGACACUGGACUCAGCGAGAGCGAAGGCUUCUCUUUACUCUCAUAUUUAUGAGCGUUUUUGCCUUCUGCCUUUUUGUUACGGCCACAGUCCUUGGAGAGAGAGCAAGGGAAAGGGGUUACGAGCUGGAACAGGAGCGAAGUAAAACUUUGCCGACACCGGUGCCCAAUGUGACGAUACCGACAACGGUUUCUUCAUCCGAAAUACCAAAUUCGACUGCAUCAUCCGAAGCGACAUCCUCGUCGUCUGGGAGCUCAGGUGUGACAAAGGCCACGACAGAGUCAAUGUCGACGGCGACACAGCCUUCCUCCAUCGUCCAGCAGUCAAGCCCACGAACAGCCUAAACUAAUUACGAUAUUAUUUUUUUGUUUCGUCCUAAAAUCAGGCGAACAACUCGGUGAGGCCACUGAAAUAAAACAAAAUGUGGGUUACACGCGGCAUGCAUGGGGCCUGGAAAGUGUCUCCUACUGGCAUGAUUAACGCCCUAUUCCACUCAUGCAUAGAAAAGGGGUCCCAAAGUGGCAACAAACGGCGUCACAGAAACAUGGAGUGUCACACGCUGUCGGACAUGGCGCGAUCCUGGUAGUUGGUCGUCGAAGUUCCGGCAAAAAGCACGAGCGAACGCGAGUGUCGCUGUUGUCGCAGCGUCCCGACUCCUGGCUGCCGAGGCUUCUGUUGACUGUCAAGCAGGAGAGCGAUCUACAGCGAACAGGCGCCUGUCACAUCCACUAGCGCUGCUGUGACACCGCCAGGAUCGCGACCGGCGACAGCAUGAUGCUUCUGUGACGUCAUAGGGCGAAGAUUGAGGGACCAGAUUUUCGGACCCGGUAAACACACCAGUCGGAGACGCGUUUUGGACACCGUAGUAUUGCUAGAAUAACUGUACCCCAAAGUACGUUCUAUGAGAUGACACACUAUUAUAAUUGACAGAAAAAAAUAAUCGUGAAUAGCAAACAUAAACUGCGGUAUUACAUAAUUUGUUUUUCUGUUUGGAAUGUUCAAAUUAUACAGGCAUCGUUAAAAUUAUUGACAAUGAGCCGCGGCUGUAGGUAAAAGCUAUCUUAAGUGACGGGGUAUUUUGAAAACUCGAAAUGGCGUAAAGUCUCCUUACAUGCUUUCGGUAAAUGGUUGUUUGGAACGAUUUCUUACAUAUUUAUUUCUCAGCCACGGAACGACUAGAAGAAGCUGGUUAAGCACGAUUGGUCCAAUAAAACUGAGACGGUAUACUAAUUUUAUUGACAGCAA